AUGGCCGAGUCCGUCAAAAAAGGUGUCGAGGCUGCUGGCGGUAAGGCUGACAUUUACCAGAUCCCAGAGACGUUGUCUGAGGAGGUGUUGGGCAAGAUGGGUGCUCCAGCCAAGCCUAACUACCCAAUCGCCACAUUGGACACCUUGACCAGCUACGACGCCUUCUUGUUCGGUAUCCCCACUAGAUUCGGCAACUACCCUGCCCAGUGGAAGACUUUCUGGGACUCCACCGGUGGCUUGUGGGCUCUGGGUGCUCUUUACGAAACCACCGUUGUCAACGCCUUGUCUGUGUUGGUGCACCACGGUAUCAUCUACGUGCCAUUGGGCUACGCCAAGGCAUUUGGCCAGAUCACCAACUUGAAUGAGGUGCACGGCUCUUCUCCAUACGGUGCUGGCAGUUUCGCUGGUGCUGACGGAUCCAGACAGCCUUCUUCUUUGGAAUUGAGAUUGCCGAGAUCCAGGGCCGUUCUUUCUACGAGACCAUCCAGAAAUUUUAGACUACAUAGAUUAGAGACACACCAAUAG
Candidozyma auris is the source of this 525-nucleotide messenger RNA. RefSeq lists its product as uncharacterized. Gene Ontology annotation, molecular function: FMN binding; oxidoreductase activity. Lineage: Eukaryota; Fungi; Ascomycota; Pichiomycetes; Serinales; Metschnikowiaceae. The record is from RefSeq and is a predicted model, not a curated record. The coding region runs from base 1 to 525 and encodes 174 amino acids. The transcript is spliced from 2 exons.